Molecule: messenger RNA, 408 nt
Organism: Rotaria sordida
Lineage: Eukaryota; Metazoa; Rotifera; Eurotatoria; Philodinida; Philodinidae
Source: the annotation of a GenBank genome assembly
AUGAAAAAUAACAGCUUGAAUAUACAUAGGCUUUAUCACAAACCAAAUGUACGGCAAGAAGAAGAAUGUAUACGUAGAACUGGUGGAAGAGUAACAAAAUAUAAAGAUGAUGUACCACAUGUUGAAAAUCAACUAGCUGUUAGUCGUGCAUUACUUGAAUAUUCAAUAGAUAAACAUAUUAUACCCGCAUUACCUGAUAUAAUUCAAUAUUCAAAACAAUCAUCAACUGCAUAUAUUAUAUUUGCUUGUGAUGGUAUUUGGGAUGUUAUAAAUAAUCAACAAGUUGGGACAUUUGUUUCAAAUAAAAUAUCAUCGAAUAUAUUACAAGAUAUUAUUUCACAAUUGUUAGAUGAAUAUUUAAAAUUAGAAACUAUGGAUAAUAUGAGUGUUUAUAUUGUUAAACUUUAA